Theobroma umbraticum is the source of this 3281-nucleotide messenger RNA. Its product is annotated as myosin heavy chain-like protein. Lineage: Eukaryota; Viridiplantae; Streptophyta; Magnoliopsida; Malvales; Malvaceae. The record is from RefSeq and is a predicted model, not a curated record.
UUCACUCCCGCUCACCAAAUCUAUCUGGACUCUUUUUGUCUAGUUUCUCAGAAACCCUAAACGUCAACAGAAGAACAGAGGGAAGCACAGAGAUUUUUAAAUGGAGCAGCUUUUCUCCCUGAACUCUUCUCUUCACCUUUAGUUUCUCCCAGAAAAUCUUUAUAAUAAUCCUGGUGGUGAGAGGCAAUUCUGAGAUGGCUAUGGAGAGCUGUAAAGAUGUGAAUGCUCGUGUUGUUUCAUGUUGUGAUGCAUCUGUAAAUGGGUCGGUGCACAUUGGUGAUAAUAUAAAAGAGGAUGAGGAACUGGAUGUUGACUUUCUUAAUGAAUUUGAUUCAUACGUGGAAGACAUCAAGGACCGGUUGACAAUUUCUAGGUUGGUGAGUGACUCAGUCAUCAGGGGCAUGGUCAAUGCUGUUGAGCAAGAGGCAGCUGAUAGGAUUGCUCAGAAAGAGUUGGAGUUAGUACGAUUGAAGAAAAUGAUGAAUCCUUACCAUGUUUGUUCAGAUGAAAACAAGUCUUUACUGGAGCACUAUGAACCAAACAUUGAAAAAGAUGGUGUAUUUUCAAGAUUGUCGGAUUCUUUUUGUGAGCAUGACAGGAUCCGAGAAUCUUUGGGCAGUCUUAAAAAUGCAGCUAAAGGGCAGUUUAAGAAUCUUGGGAUAGAAAUUGACAAAAUCAGAGGGCAUAGUUCCAUUAGGAGGAUUAAUUCAGGUCCUGAGUGGGUGGGAUUGGGUGGUAUUCUGCAAGAGGAUGAAACCCGAGACCGGAUUGAUCUGGAUAAAACACUUGAUUCUUUAAGAAUAACCCUAGACACUAUCUAUGAGCGAGUCGACGAUAUAAUUUGCUCAUCUGGUGUUGCACUCUGUCAGCGGCAGCUGGAGCGAGAAUAUCAGGAAGAUGUUGAACAUAUGGUGGUAACAAAUUGUAUUCGGAGUUUGAAGGAACAGUUUGAAGAAAGACUAUGGGAUCAAAAUGCUCAAUGUUAUGGUAAUGGAAAUGUAAAUUGGAUUGAGAAGAUCAAUGAGAUUUCCAGUUUGCGUCAGGAAUUAGAUACCAUUUCUAAAUCACUGUCUAAUCCUGAAACUGGGAUGCUGAAUUCUCAUAGUUCCUUGGAGAUCAAUGAUGAUUUGAGUAACAAUAAAAGGACCGAUCAUUUACAUCGAAAGGUUUCAGAGAAUCAUGUUUCAUCUCUUUGGGAAGGAAAUGGCAAGCAAGAAGAGUCAGUAAUUGCUGUGCCAGAAAAUUUGGAUGCUGCGCAACUGAGUCACAUGUCAAAGGGGGAAUUGGUGAAUUUUUUCAAGCUUGAGAUGACAAAAAUGAAGAGAAACCAUGACUACAAACUACAACAGAUGACUGAAGAAUAUUUUAGCCUCAAACGGGAAUAUUUGAAAGAAAGGGGUUCUUCUUUGCCAUUCAGGAAGGAUAAGGAGUUUGAUGUCUUGAGGAAAAAGAUCCCAGAUGUCAUUGUGAAAUUGGAUAGAAUUCUUGUUGGAAAUGAGAAAUUUCCUUUAUUAAGUAAUAAUGGUGAGACUCUCGGCAUAUUGAAGGACAGAUUAGAAUCUCUUCUUUCAGAAAACCAUCAACUGAGAGAUUCACUCUCCGAUAAGAAAAAGGAAGUUAACCGCCUUUCUUCACAAGUUUCUGAUGCCAUAGUGAAAAUCUCACAGUACUCUCGGACCGAGGAUAACUUACUGAAAAAGGUAGAAAACCUUGAAUCUGCAGUUGAAGAUGUACAUAUUGAAUCUUCCAUUAGUGGGGAUGUACAUAAAUGCUUCAUCAGGGAGGCAAUCAGCCAGACCAAGCGGAUCAGUCAAGAUUUAGAGAUGGAGCACAUCAUCAUGGAAGAAAUUUAUGACCUUAAAUUUAGAGAUGCUUUUUGCAAUAUGCCACAUGCCAGCAAGAGUGAAUUUGAAGAUUCUGAUUUGGAAUCUUUAAUCAUGGAAGGACUAUGUGCAAUUGUAUUCAGAGCAGCCUUCUCAGAAGCCAAGGAGAAACUCCAUGACUUAAGCAAGGAUGCAUUCGAGAAAGAAAGGGUACUAAAACUGGAAGUUGAAGAGAAGGAAAAAUUACAGCAGCAUAUGCUUCUAAUGGCAUCAGCAAUUGAUGAAAAGGAGAAGUUACUUAAUCAAACAUCAGCUGCACUGGCAAGAGAAAAGGAGAAAUUUAUGUUGGCUUCUCAAGAACUUGAUGUUGUAAGGGAUCAGACAAAUCGGCAGCAAAUGAUAAUUUCUAAGUGCAAUGAAGAAUCCAAUGUUCUGAAAGUUGAUCUCCUUCAAGCAUUGGAGAAACUUGAAUUACAACAAGUGGAGACAUGUAAAUUAAACCAGAAGCUUGACCAGGCGGUGAAAGCUUUGAGGGAAAGCGAUGAUGAGAAAAGAAGGCUUCUUGUUGCUGCCAAGGAGAAGGAGAAUAUUUUAUCGUUGGUUGAAGCAAAUGAAAAUGAGCAUAGAAAACAGAUGGAAUCAAUAAUUAUUCUUGUUGAAGGACUAUCUAAGACAUUUGCUGAUUUUGAAUGUCGAGUAGCAGAAGAUACGAAGAGGAGUAAUCUAAGGUUGGAGAAUUUGAACUCCCAAUUCAGUUCUCUCAUUCAGACGGCGAAUGUAUGGAAAAGAAAGGGAUUGCAUUAUAAGCAGAAUCUUGAAAGGAGAUGUUCUGACCUUGAAAAGGCUGAAACUGAGGUGGAUCUCUUGGGUGAUCAGGUGGAUGUUCUUUUAGGCCUUCUUGAGAAAAUAUACAUAGCGCUUGAUCAUUAUUCUCCAAUAUUGAAACAUUAUACCGGAAUUAUGGAGAUAUUGAAGCUGGUUAGAAGAGAAUUGAGUGGAGAAUCUACUAGGCCAGUUUGAUCCACUCUUCCCACUGUAGAGAAACUCAGAACAGAGGUAGGUUGUAAAAAUUGUUGCAACAGCAUCAUCGGGCAAGUUAGCGGGAUUUUGGGGUAUCAGAAUACAGUCUUUAUAGAAGUUAUCCUUGCUGAAUAUAGCUGUACAGUCUAGUAAGCCAAGGAGAUUCCCUUUUGCUUCCGGUGGACACCAGAGUUAUAGAUCUUUUUCAGUUUUUGACCAGAAUGUAUAUUUGUUUGAUUUAGCAGUUGAUGAGAUUAAACUAAUAUUUCCCAUUACCCUGUGCUGGGAGUAUGAUGGGGAUGCCUUUGUUCUCUCUUUGGCACAUACACCAUACCUGACACAUUUACAAUCAAAGCUCACACAUGUAGUUUACUUUCUUUUCCUUUUGAGGCAGAGAUAGAUUUAUAUAAUUUAGUGGUGUCAUGAUGAUUUUUUAAA